CUUCCUGUCGGAGUGGCUGCGCUGCCAGGGCUUUGCUGUGUGGGUGGGAUGCUACGCUGUGAUUGGAUACUGGCUGCGGCGAGGUGUUUCCUGAUUGGCUGCUGAGCGGCUGGGCAGACUGAUGUUGGCCAAAGGGACUAAGAGGAAGCGCUCGGAGGUGGACGAUGGGGAGAGCGUCGGCCCACAAGCCGUCUCUGCUGGCGGGGGCCCGAGCUCGCUGCCGGCGGUGCAGUCCCACUGCUUGAUGAACAUCUCUUUGGUGAAGCUUCACCGGAGCCUCCGCCACGUGGAGCCCAACCUGCGGCAUCUCGUGCUCGUGGCCAAUACCCUCCGCCGUCUUCAGGAGGAGCCCUCGGCGUCGGGGGCGUGGAGGGUCUCGGACGACCUCCCGAGGAGGGACCACCCCCAGGGGGUCGGCAGCGAGGGCAAGAAGCCGGAGAGCGUCGGGGAAGAUCCCCUGCUCUCCAGCAUGGACGCCUCCUUGUACUCCUCCAUCUCCACCAUCCUGGAGGACCUGAACCACUUCGAGGGUCUCAGCAGCUCCCCCCUUCCGCUGAUGGAGGACGACCAGCUUUGCUCUGUCAGAGAGGGCGGUCGGGACGACUCGGGGGGGCGGCUGACGGCCCCGGCGAACUUCCUGGCGUCCUCCACCUACCUGCUGGGGGACAACCUGGAGGACAUCUUCGAAGACAUAGACACUUCCAUGUACGACAGCGAGCCGUGGCCCAGCGCAAGCCUUCUAAACUUCAAAGCCUUCUCCAACGCGGACGAUCCGGGGGACAAGCCGCCGGCCGACGGCCCCGGGGCCGUGCUGGAACUCAGCGACCUGGACUACCUAAUGGACGUCUUGGUGGGAGCCCAGAACUGCUGAGCGGCCUCCCCGCGGAACGAGACGCUGCUGUAAAUAACGGCCGCUUUCUUUUUUAUUUUUAUUUUUAAUUUAUUUCGAGCGGAUUAACUCAAUGGUUGCCUUUUGGGGAGGAAAAAAAAAAUGGGAAAACAUUUUUUUUCUUACAACCCGAAGGAUGCGAGUACCAGAAAAAAAAAAAA
Messenger RNA from Spea bombifrons (plains spadefoot toad), 1050 nucleotides. It is a transcript of the gene SERTAD1, whose product is annotated as SERTA domain containing 1. Bases 122 to 871 code for a protein of 249 amino acids. Gene Ontology annotation, cellular component: nucleus. NCBI's taxonomy places the organism in Eukaryota, Metazoa, Chordata, Amphibia, Anura, Pelobatidae. The transcript has 2 exons. The record is from RefSeq and is a predicted model, not a curated record. Gene Ontology annotation, molecular function: transcription regulator activity.